GUCCACUGGUGCUGCCGCAACGGCGACCGCGCGGUCCGGCUGCAGCUCGAGCGGGGCGCGAGCUGCCCGGGCGCGCCCUCCGAGGACGCCGCGCACCCGCCGCCGGAUGUUCAGUUCGAGGCAUCGCUUGGCAGUUCCGUCGACAUACCCGCUCGACUUACCUGCUUCAGCCAGGUAGUUGCGAUGCCUCCCGGAAAGGUGACCGACGCAUUCGUGACAGCGGCAUUCGUUGCUUUGGGCGUCUACGUUUUGGGCGCCCUCGACAAGCAUCCCAUGCCCUAUUUUGGAAAAGAUGGCGUGAUGGACCUCGGGCUGCCUGAUCUUAAGUUCUGGUCUCCACCGCAUGCUGCAAUCGCAGUGAUUAUGUUCACAGCAAACCGCUACCCUGACCUUGUGAACACCGUCAAGGCGAUCGUUGCGAGCAUUGCGGCUUCGAUUGUUACCGUUGAAUUUGGCGAGCCUUUCAUCACGGACCAGGUGCUUCUCCGAGCGGUCGCGGCGGGGGCCGCGAUGUUCGCAGCGAAGACCGUGGGAGCGGUGUUUGCGCCGGCGGAGGCCAUCGCGAUUCUUUUUGUCGAUAACGCGGCCCUGAGGUCGAACAUGGGGAGGUGGUAUAUUUUGAUGCCCGGACUCAGCGGGACGUUGGUGUUGAUGUUGCUGGCGUCCAUCAAAAUAGCAGUCAGCGUGCCUUUGAGACGCAAGGCGGAGUGA
This is a messenger RNA of Prorocentrum cordatum, 711 nucleotides long. Lineage: Eukaryota; Dinophyceae; Prorocentrales; Prorocentraceae. The record is from the annotation of a GenBank genome assembly.